CGAUAAACUAUAAACACGUUUAGUAUCGCAUCAGUCAUUGGCGGGAAACGACGUCGGCCAUUUUGUUUUUUUUUUACUCUAUUAUUUUUCGUUCGAUGUAUUUCGCGGGAAAUUAUUUUCUAUAAACAUUUUGUUGUUUUUGUGAAAAAUACUUUUGAUUUUUGGUGAUUUUAUUGUUGUUUUGUUUAGUAAUAUAGUUUUUUGGGCAGUUUAGUUGCUUUGAUAGCAAAAGUGUUUGAAAAUAUUUUAAUUGGUGUGUUAUUUUGUGUCGGUGUGCGAAAUAUUUGAGGAAAAGAAGUUCAGUGAAGUGUUGCCGGACAGUAAUGUAAUACAACAAUGGAUCCACAAGAACUAGUACCAUUGGAAUCGGGUCUCCCCCUACCGCGCCCCCACCACGGCACCAGGAACUGUUACCUGGCGCCCCGCACCUGCUACACAGCACCACUCCGCCUGUGUCGGCUGCUGGCGCUGCUCUUCGGGAUGCCCACCGUAUUCCUCAUGGUACCACUGUAUUUAAGAUACCGCGUAUUCUCCGGCCAGAUGUACCCGAUGAGUAUGACAGACAUGCGGCUGAUAGACAGUAAGAUAUCGCCCACUUGGUGCCAGAGACAAGUGGUGCGUUCGAACACGACGUUCAACGCGUUCGUGGUGCCUGGUCCGCCGCAGCUGACUGACGAGCUAGUGCCGGUCUCCAUGACCAGGGAGCUGGAGUUGGACGAUGAUAUGAAGGAGUACUGGGGCUUCUAUCUGCUGAAGGGAUCCUCGGUCACCGUGUCUGCUUGUGUGAGCUUCCCCGGAGCAUCUCUCAUCAUGAUCAAAGGUUACAAGCACCUACAAGACUGUGCCUACAUCGGUGAUGACUCCUCGGAAGAGAUCAACGAGCUGAUCGAAGCCAACAGGCUUGGUCUACUCUCUGAUGAUGCGCUGAACAAAAAGAUCUCAGAACUGAAGGUGGAAAAUGGGAAAGUUAAUAAUCCAGAAACGAUGAAGAGACACAAGUCUGGCGUCAGUUUCCACGAUCCAAAGAACCACGUCGAUGAGAACGUGACGUCAACAUCAUCAGAGAACUUAGCGACAGUCGACGUCACUGAUCAUGAUCCUAAGGAGCUUCGAGAAAUUCUAGAACGUCUCCACGCUUUACGUGAAGCUGCAAAGAUCCAGAUAGCGAAGAACUACAGACCGCCAGCAAACAUCAUGUCGCUACCAGCACUACACAGGCACAGAGAUGCUAAUGUCGACAAGGAAGAAAGAAAAUGGAUAUCUUUUCAAGAUAUCGACGGCAAUGCCAGCGAAUUACUAACAAAAUUAGGAAUAACCACAACAGAGACUGUGCCUACUGAAGGUAAAGACGAAACUAUUAAAGAAGAAAAACCAAUUAAUACAACACCAACAUUAUUAACUAAACUAGUUAGUAAUAAAGAAGUUAAAACCACCACAGAAGAAGUACAAAAGGCAGAAGAAAGGAACAAAAUCUUUACGAGUCAAGAAGAAAGAAGUAAAAAGGAUCAUAGCAAAGAUGUCAAGGGAGAUGAUAAUUUAGUUAAAGUAGAAAAUGAAGAAGAUUUCACAUCUGUAGAAGUAGAAGAUACGGCCGGCGAACUGAAGAUUGUAGCUACAGAUUAUACAUCUGAGCAGAGUCCAACGGAGGUGACGGAGCCGAAUUCAAAGGAAGUGUUUGAAGAUGUGCUGCACAGACUCCAGGCACUGGGAGACAAGGGGAAGAGGGUGCUGAUGAGACUGCACGAGACCAUGGGAGUCGAGUAUACAGAGGAGACUCCAACCAAAUCGAAGCCAGACAUCAUGUCGGUAGUGACCGGCAGUGGUGAGGAGCUGGACAGACUGCGAAGGGUGCUGGUGGAAGCCAUCGAUGAGGAGAAGAACAGGUCGCAGAGGGAACAGAAACGGCGUGAUGCUGCAGAACAGGCGCGCAAGAAGCGAGAGUCCAUGCUGGGUCAUAUAGACCUCGUGAAGGAGCUCAAUGAAAAUGAUGAGGAAAGAAACCAUGCAGGGGAAAUGGACGCAGACGGCUACGCCGACCACCACCAGCUGGUCAACGAGACGACUCCCCUCGACAUGAGUAACUCGGAGUUCUGGUCCUCUUUCUCCAGCAGCGAGGAGGCUCUGUUAGAGUGCGAGGGUCUCAUCCUCAACCUCCCUCUCACUCCACAUCGCCACUGCUUUAGAAAUGCCUCCGAGAGUGAAGCGUUCGCCGCUGCUAAGGCUAAUGCUCUUACUUAUAGGGUCCCAGCGAACGGCUACUACUUCUUUGUCUUCAACUCUGAGAACGAGGUGCAGCGCAACUACAUCCGCGCGCGGUUCGAGCUGCAGAAGACGCGCUACGACGUGGCGCGCACGGCGCUGCGCGAGUGCACCAACUCCACGCAGCGCUGCGACCUGCCAUUGGACAUAUUCUCCACGCAGAAGGUGGUGCUGGAAGUCCCCCUAAGGAACAACGACUCGCUGUGGAACGAGCAGUUCCUCAUCAUCUCGGAGUGUGAGCCAAGGACCUCCAUCUACAUAUUCUGCGUCAUCGCCGUGCCUAUACUUAUACUCGUGUUCGGGUUCCAAUGAACGGUACAAAUGAUCAUAUUGGAUGCAACACAAGUCGGGCGCGGAGGACAUAAGAAAACAAUUCAAUCAAACCUCAAGUAUCGACAUUCCGAUCUAUCGAUAUUUUAAAUUACUUCAAUUAAUAAUUUCCCAAUCGAUUGUAUCGUAUUCAUAACAGGAAUUAAUUAGAUGCAAUUGUCUUUUUGAGAGUAACAUAUCGAAUCGAUUUAUAACGAUUAAUCGGAAAAAGUAAUCUAUUGUUUGUCAAACAUACUUAUUUGAAGCGAUUAAUUCGAUUAUAGGCACA
Spodoptera frugiperda (fall armyworm) is the source of this 2857-nucleotide messenger RNA. RefSeq lists its product as uncharacterized. The record is from RefSeq and is a predicted model, not a curated record. The coding region runs from base 337 to 2571 and encodes 744 amino acids. The transcript has 16 exons. NCBI's taxonomy places the organism in Eukaryota, Metazoa, Arthropoda, Insecta, Lepidoptera, Noctuidae.